Messenger RNA from Perca fluviatilis (European perch), 4298 nucleotides. Its product is annotated as GRAM domain-containing protein 4-like. The coding region runs from base 231 to 2018 and encodes 595 amino acids. The record is from RefSeq and is a predicted model, not a curated record. The transcript has 20 exons. Gene Ontology annotation, biological process: apoptotic process; negative regulation of toll-like receptor 9 signaling pathway. NCBI's taxonomy places the organism in Eukaryota, Metazoa, Chordata, Actinopteri, Perciformes, Percidae.
GUUUUUUACUCCGCAAAACCUCCUCGUCUGGACUAACUGCUUAAGACAGAGGAGGGAGGGCGGUCUGGAGCGGGUCUGAGAGAAGCUUGGUCCGGUUUGGAACGGGUUUGACCCGGUCUGGACCCUUGGUAAAGAGAGCCGGAGGGAAAGUUUGCUUCAGCUUCGGUUCACGUCUCUGCAGCGCCGCCGGCAGUCAUGUUCAGGUAGAGACCGGCUCCACGGCGCCCACCAUGCGGAAGCAUCUGGACAGGAUCCGGUUCCGGGGCCAGAGACGGGACGAGUUCCUGGAUCUGGUCGAUUCGCCCAACACGUCGGACACCGAAUGCACCGAGGAGGCCGUGACUAAAGCUCCGGUCUCCGUCAGAGAGCCGGAGGAGCAGAGGGAGGCGGAGGGAGAGCAGCAGAGUGACGCCCAGGCUGGUCCAGGAUCCUUUUGUGCAGCUCUCCAAGACGACUCGAGGACAGACCUUAACGAGGUCAAAGGUCACCUAGAAAUCGCCUUGUUAGAGAAACACUUCCUACAGGAGGAGCUGAGGAAACUUAAAGAGGAGUCCAACGUGGACUCCCUGAGACAGGAGCUGGAGAGGGAGCGCAGCAGGUGCAUCGAGCUGGAGCAGAAAAUCAACGACGUCCUGAAACCCAGACUCGAAGACUCCCCUUCUCAGACACCCAAAGCCCCGUCUCCUCCUCCUCCUCCACCUGCAGUCAGCAGUACAGACAAACAGAAGGACGCUUUGUCCAGCAGCUUCCUAAAAUGGCUUUAUGAUCGUUUCGGCGUUUAUAUCGAGGACUUCAGCUUCCAACCGGAGGAGCAGACGGUGGAGGCGGAGGAGCCGCUGAGUGCCAAGAGGUUGACUGAAAACAUGAGACGGCUCAAACGAGGAUUCAAACCUGUGACCAACUUCAAGAGGAACCUUACUGCCCUAUCCAGCUGGAACUCUGUCUACACGUCGGCCAUCGCCUUUAUUGUCUACAUGUACGCAGCGUGGCACGGCUGGGCCGUCCCCAUGUUCCUGUUCCUCGCCAUCCUCCGACUCUCCUUAAAUUGCCUCAUCGCCAGAGGCUGGAGGAUCCAGUGGAGCAUCGUUCCUGAAGUCUCAGAGCCUGUGGAGCCUCCUAAAGAAGACCUGACUGUCUCGGAGAAGUUCCAGCUGGUUCUGGACGUCGCUCAGAAAGCCCAGAAUCUGUUUGGGAAGAUGGCCAACAUCCUUGAGAAAAUAAAGAAUUUGUUCAUGUGGGUUCAGCCAGAGUUGACUCAGAAGCUGUACAUUGGUCUGUGGGUGGCCUUCAUCUCCUCCUGCCUGCUGCCGUUCAAACUGCUGGGAUUCUUCAUAGGUGUGUACGCAGGUAUAAAGUUCUUCAUCAUCGACUUCAUCUUUAAGAGUUGUCCCAAGCUGCGGCAGCGCUACGACACGCCCUACAUCAUCUGGACCAAUUUACCCACCGACCUGCAGCUGAAGGAGCGCGGCAACACCACGCUGAGCAGACGGCUGUCUGAGUGUGAACAGCCCACUGCUACGAGCGUCCGAGGGAGCGUCGGCGCUGCCGCUACUCUGGGCGUGAGCCGGGACGAGGAUGGAGGACGCUAUCACGGCACCAAGAGAGGAGUUUUUCACGAAGUCUUCAACCUGCCGGAGAGUGAGCGCCCUCUAACAGUGUGUGAGAACGGCUGGCGCUGCUGCCUCAUCAACAGAGACCGGAAGACACCGACAGACUACAUCCGCAACGGAGUCCUCUACGUCACCGAGAAUCAUCUGUGUUUCGAGAGCUCCAGCUCCAGGUCUGGAUCCUCCAAGAGGAACAAAGUCAUCAAACUGCUCGACAUCACUGACAUCCAGAAGUACAAAGUUUUGUCUGUGCUGCCUGGAUCUGGGAUGGGCAUCUCCAUAGCGACACCAUCCACCCAAAAGCCGAUGGUGUUCGGCGCCAUGAUCCACAGAGACGAGGCCUUCGACGCCAUCUUCACUCAGUACAUGAAGAUCGUCACCAUGGCCACAGCCACCGAACCGGAGACAUAGUAAUGCCGUCGCGCGACGGCUGCCUUUGCACGCACAAACACUGGACCUGUUUCACUGUAUUCGCCAGUGACGUCUUGAAACCGCUGCUGGCGUAUGAUUGAGCUGCUCACGCGUGAUCAGGGUCAGCUCUUCAGUCAUCAAACUCAAUGAUCCCGUGAUAUCACUGAUUGAUUAAUAUAGAGCUCGAAUGGGGAAAAUCAAUUCUGGGGGAAAAAAAGAGGCAAUCAAAAAGUAGGCGGUGACCAUUGAGCUCUUUUACAUCAGCCAAUUCUAACAAAUCACUGCUUUUAUGUCCGAAUCGACCGAUAACCAUUCCAGUCACUGUUCUUAAACUUUUUCACAGAAAGCUCCCCCAAGGCAGACCGCGUUGCCUCUUUUUGAGUGUUAAUUUACCAGAAAUUCUCAAAUUAAUGGCUGGGAUUUAAAUCCCAAAUAAUGGUCGGGAAGGUGGCGUUACCUGAAACAUAAUGAUAAUAAUCUCACUUGAUUUCUGUACAACAGUCAUGUCACACUCACCACUCUGCUAAAAAUACUUUCUCUGUAUAAUACUAAUACCAUUCUCAAACACUGAUUAUUUCCAGUUGUUUCUUCUUUGCCGUUUUUUUUUUAAUUUAUUCUAUCCCUGUUACGCUGCAGUCAUUGAAGCUCAACACUUCCUGCACAGAUGGUUCACAUUAAAAGCCUUCCAAGGGCACAAUUUUUCUCUUACUUGAAAGGCUUUUAAUGUGAAACAUCUGUAGGAACACUGAUAACAAAAAUAAACCAAUGGUUGAUGAUCUGAAAGAAGAAUUUGUACAUUUGAAUGUUAUCACCGCAGUUUGUUCAGGCCGGUCAGCUGAACCAACGCACCUGUCAGGUGUAAACUCAGUUUACUUCCAUGGAUGGAGGUAUUGCACGGACAUAUAUUGCACCGGAAAGUUUACUACACAAUGUGUCAGUGCUGAAAUAACUACUCUUAAUAGAAAUUUUUGAUAAUUGAUCAAUCAUUUAAGUCACUGAUCAAUCGAAAACUCAAAUCAUUCUCUGUGUGCAGCUUCUCCAAUGUGAGGAUUUGCUGCUUUCCUUCGUUUUAUGUAUCAUUGUAAACUAAAUAUAUUUUAAAGUUUAGGACAGUUGGUCGGACAAAACAGCCUUGAAAUUUGUUAAUACUUUUAUAAGUUAAUAAAGAGACAAACCUAUUGAAACAAACAUAACAACACUUGACAGGGCGUCGUCCUUGUUAAAUUUAAAGCCUUUAUGUGAAGGACUUGAACAUUUCUGACUUUGGCGACAACUAGUGGCGGUAUCAGAAAUCACAUUUUGACCCCCUGGAUUCAACAAUUUUACCCUAAAACUGAACUUUGUCACUUCAAAGUUCAGUUUUAUGGUAAAAUUGUUUUUUAUUGUUCCAAAGUGUUGCAAACUUGGCCACUUUCUCGCUAGAUUUAUUGACUUAUCAGACCCUCUUAAGGACUUCAUUUCUAAAAAGCGACUAGCGAACUUCAGACCAUCAGGGAAAAAGCGAGAUAUAUUAUAUUUUAAUUGACUUCCAUGCAUGCUGUUCAGAGUAAUCACAGCCCACGGCUCUUCUACCAACAGCUCGGGGUCUCUCCCUUGCGGCGUGCAGCCGACACAACUACUAAACUUUAUGUAAAUGGUCGGAUGACGUCAUCCAGCGACUUUUGGAGCUACUGCUAGCUACUUUCAUUGGAAAAGAGUUGGCAAGACUGGCUGCAACUAUCAAAUUAUUUUGUUGGGUCCUAAAACCAGUUCAAAGCUCCAAAAUAAUAAGUCAAUAAUGACAUUUAAGACUUUACUUACCUUCCUUACAUCCUAACUGCACCUUUACACUGAUAACUAUUACACAGGGAAGUUUACUACACACGUGUUAGUGCUGAAAUGGUUUUCUGAACGCAUUCCACCUACUUCUGAAGAAAAAAAAGUUUUUGAAAUAAAAAAAAUUUCUUACAGUAUUAGUAGAUAAACUUGUUUAAACCUCAUUAAUUUACAUUAGUGUCUUCAGGGAAUUGCAUUAUAUAACUCUGUAUUCAGCUACGCCUUACAGUCAGUUAAUAUUAUAGUAUGUUGCUGAUUUUUUUAUGUGGUGGUAAGAGGCUGUUUGUAUUAUAUAUGAAUGUUGUGAAACAUUUAGUGUAAACCACAAAGUUAACUUCAGCUUAACUUUUUUUGUCUUAGCUUAAAGGUGCUGUAGGUAGGAUUGUGAAGAUCCAGGAUUUAGCCAAAAAAACUUCUAAGCCCCUCCCCCCUUUCUGCUAAAGCCCAAAAUGGUCUCCUAAGCCC